AGACAGAAAGAGAAAGGGGAGGAGAAAGAGCUGUACGUCUCUCCUGUGUCAGCGUCACUGCCACGCCAGCAUUCGUCACCAGAAAACAACAAGGAAGAUCGUCGCACAACGGACCUCUAAAAAAAAAAAGGCAACCAUCAGCCACAGCAGCUCCUACUCCUCCUCCACCACCAGACGUGCAUCCACAGAUUAGGCCAAGACGGUUCUACGUUCCCCAGACACAGGCAUCUGCACGCUCCCCGGGCAGGAGGAGCUCUCCCAGGCAUGACCUGAGAGGAGUAGCAGGAAGCCAUUGGACGCGCGCUACAUCAACAUGGGCAACCAGGAGGCUAAGCAAAAGAAAGCUGCAGCAGCAUCAAGUAAUGGAAGCUACCCUUCACUGGAUGAAGGAUGGAGAGAGGGAGGAGGGGACACCACCAAAAAGGGAGGAAAGAAACUCCAAGGUAAGCAUGGAGGUAAAGGAGCAGGCAGCGGUGGAGGAGGAGGAGGAGGAGGAGGAGGGGGGAUGCAUGGCACAGGACCAGGAAAAAAGAAAAACAAAUCUGAGUCCAAGUCCUCGGUUUUCUCCAUCCGGAAGAGAAAGGGCAACCUGAAAGGGAAAGGAGGCGCGUGUUCGUCAGUAACGGGCUCAAAGGAGGACGUUUUAAUAUCUCAAAAUGACGAACUGGACAGCACAAAAACACCCGAAAUGUCUGCAGAUGAGCUCGGACAGUCGGACACUGAGCCUGAGAAGAAAAAGAAACCAGAGCCGAGGAGAAGGGAUGAACAUGGACGGGAGCAGAAGCAGGAGAUGCAGCGGAAAGCCUCGACAGCAGCAACGUCUCCCACGGAGGAUGGGAAGCAGAAGGGAGGGAGCUCGGGGUCGGACACAGAUAUCUACAGCUUCCACUCAGCAGCUGACCACGAGGAUCUACUAGCGGACAUCCAGCUCGCUAUACGGCUCCAGCAUGGCGGGGUUAACUCAAUUGUGGAUGCACAGGGAGGGGGCGAAAGGGAUCUGAGCUGGGCAGGAGGAGAGGGGAGGAGAAAGCAGAGUAACGGGGAAGUUAAACUUACUCCCCCUGAGGUGCUUGACCUGACUCCAGAAUUAGAACUGGGGUCUGAUGCCCUGUCCUUCCUGGACAUGGGAACGCUGUCGGACUCUGUCAAGCACACGGACCAGCCACCAGCACCACACCUCCCCUUCUACACAGAGGUGCACGAGAGGAGGGAGGAGAAGGAGGAUGAGGAGGGGGGGGUGGAGCAUCCGGAGCUAAAUGGGAAGGGGCAGGGGGAGAGAGAAGCCUCUCUUUGUGUCGCCACAGGCACAAAAGACCAGCAUGCUUGUGUGCAGCAGCAGCAGCCCCCUUACACAGCCAUUGCCAUGGCUACUGCUGGGGGGGCAGCAGUGAGUCCAGUCACCAUGACAACCGGUGGUAACAGCUUCCCUGAUCACCCAUUUGACAGUGCUGGGAAAACCCCAGGGGGUGAAGAGGAAGCAGGACGUGAAAAAGAGGAGGAGAAGGAGCCUGGGCUGGAUGUAGAUCUCAGUCCUCCACCCGCAGACAGCCACAACAAAAGUCCCGAACCCACCGAAGGGCUGAGCUCAGGGAACGUGUUUGAAGAAGGUGAGGGUCAGUUGGGCUCGGGUACAAGUGCAGAGUCCCUUGAGGACUGCCUGAGCGCUGGAUCCGAAUCCAACCACUCCGUUGCCGUCAGCACCAGCGCUUCCCAGGGCAGGAGGAGCAGCGUAUGCUUCACGUCGCUGCCUGUCCACGAGAGCCCCACGUCGGCCAAAAGACUCCUCAGGUCCACCCACUCCUCCACCUCCUCUAGCCCUGUGGUCAAACCCUACCCCCCCAUCUUUCCCUACUACAUCAAAACCACCACGAGACAGCUGAGCUCCCCAGGACACUCCCCAGCCCUUUCCCCCUCCCACAGCCCGCAAUCCCCCCGCAGAGCCCACCAUCACCUCCACAGGACGAUGGUGGAGGGUCAUCAAGUCCGCAAGCAGCGCUCUCGGAGUCUCGCUGGGUCUCUGAGUCGCUCGGCUGACUGGACGGAGGAGCUCGAGAGGAGGCUGAGGAGCAGAGAGGAGGAUGGAGUGGGUUCAGGAGAAUAUCUGGGGGGCUUCAGAGGAGGAGGCAGUCAGCCCCUCUGUGCCACCAGAAGAUCCUCCUGUGGACAGGUUUCUACCUGCGGCUUUCAGGACGUCUUUACAGGUCGAACUCUUCUGGAGAAGCUGUUCCUGCAGCGGCAGCAGCAACAGGAGGAGCCAGAGGAAGUUGAGAGGUUCUGUUCCAGGAUCUUGGCCAUGGGUCUCCUUCUGCCUUUCACUGACUGCUUCAGAGAGCAGCUGGGGGGCAGCACCGCCCUCAUCACCUCCGCAGCAUCAACCAAGUUUGACCAUGACCAGCUGUACACGUGGGCAGCGGUCAACCAGCCGACUCACUCCCUGGAUCCUCUUGAAGGGAAACUCCCAGGGCAGCUGAAGGGCCCCUGGCCCCCUGUCAAGCCGGGCGGAGACGACAGGACUGGACUCAAAUCCACAGAGGCAGAAGACAAUCAAGAACACCAUGCAGCAAUCUUGGGUUUGACACAACAGAAGGAGAGCCAAGAGGAGGAAUGUGUCUUUCCUUCAACCAAACUGAAGGAAAAACAUGUCAAUGUCAUCCAGCAGCUGGAGCAAACCAUAGAAGACCUCAGGACUAAGAUUGCCGAGCUGGAGCGCCAGCCCCCUCUGCUGGACAAGGACAGUGUGAAACCCAGCGCCUCCACCACGGACAAGGAGUGUGGAGGCGACGGGGACCUGCUGAGGGUGGUGUGCGACGCCCACCUGCAGACGGAAAGCGCCCACGCUCUGGGCUGCCUGGAGGCCAAGUCGGUGCAGACCUCGCCCAUGGACGGCAGCUUUAAGUUCAAAGUGCCUUGUAGCGAGCCUCCACCCAAGCAGGAUGGCUUCCAGUGUACAUGUCAGCUGCAGCCUCCACCUCCAUCUCCCCUCCCAGGAGGAGCACUACCUCCUCAAUCUUUAUCAGGACAGAUUGUGGCACCUCCCCCCCCACCACCUCCUCCUCCGCCGUUACCAGGAGGCUCAAUGCCAGCGCCCCCACCCCCAUUACCUCCUGGUUCAGCAGUUCCUCCACCACCACCUCCACUCCCCGGCGGCCUUGCUCCACCCCCACCCCCCCCGCCUCCUCCACUCCCUGGUGGCAUUGCUCCUCCCCCACCCCCGCCUCCUCCACUCCCUGGCGGCAUUGCUCCACCCCCACCCCCGCCUCCUCCUCUUCCUGGUGGCCUUGCUCCACCCCUCCUCCUGGGCUCUGGGCUCCUGCCUCCCCCUCUGCCGUUGGGGCUGUACGCUCUGGGUCUGACCCAGGAGAAGCCCCCCAGGAAGGCUGUGGUGGAGCCACCCAGACCCAUGAAGCCCCUCUACUGGACCAGGAUCCAGCUGAACACCAAAAAUGACUGCACAGCAGUGGUUUGGGAGACCCCGAGGGGGCCUAAAUUGGAUUUUGAGGAGUUUUUUGGAGUUUUUCCCCAAAAAACACCCGUAAAGGGGAAAAAAAAAAAGGGCCGCUCUCGGACCGAUCCCCAAGCCCCCAAGGCCAAACAGGUUGUGAAGCUACUAAACAAUAAGCGUUCUCAGGCUGUGGGCAUCCUCAUGUCCUCUCUGCAUCUUGACAUGAAAGACAUCCAGCAUGCCAUCCUGAACUUGGACAACACAGUAGUUGACCUGGAGACCCUGCAGGCCCUCUUUGAAAAUAGGGCACAACAGGAGGAGCUGGACAAGAUUGAAAAGCACAUCAAGUCCUCCAAAGACAAGGAGAACGCCAAACCUCUGGACAAACCUGAGCAAUUUCUCCACCAGCUCUCCCUCAUCCCAAACUUCUCCGGCAGAGUCUUCUGCAUCCUCUUCCAGUCCAGCUUCUCUGAGUGCAUGUCGUCUAUAAUGAAGAAACUGGACACACUGCAGAGGGUAUGCAAGGCGUUGAAGGACAGUAAGACGGUGAAGCAGGUUCUCGGCCUGGUUCUGGCUUUCGGUAACUUCAUGAAUGGUGGAAACAGGAGCCGAGGCCAAGCGGAUGGCUUCACCCUCGACAUCCUGCCCAAACUUAAAGAUGUCAAAAGCAGCGACAACACGAAAAGUCUUCUCGCUUACAUUGUCGCAUACUACCUCAGACAUUUCGAUGAGGAUGCUGGUAGAGAGACGUGUGUGUAUCCUCUCCCCGAGCCUCACGACCUGUUUCAGUCUUCACAAAUGAAAUUUGAAGACUUUCAGAAAGACCUGAUUCGACUCAGGAAGGACCUGAAAGCGUGCACAACAGAAGUGGAAAAGGUGUGCAAGGUUUCAGACGAGGAGGACCUGCAGCCUUUUAAAGACAAGAUGGAGGACUUCCUCGCACAAGCUAAAGGUGAACUGGAGACCCUGGAAGCUCAACUCAGCAGCACUCACAAACUGUUCCUGGAGCUUACAGUGUUCUUCUCCGUGAAGGCCAAGGCAGGAGAGAAGGAGGCUUCCCCCAACACUUUAUUCUGCAUCUGGCACGAGUUCUCCUCCGACUUCAAGGAACAGUGGAAGAAGGAGAACAAAGUCAUUCUCAAGGAGAGGUUGAAAGCAGCAGAAGAGUCUUUCCGACAGGCCAAGGAGAAGGCGUCCUACAGCGUCAAACCCAAACAUGCCUCUGGCAUCAAAGCCAAGCUUGGCAUGAAGAUUUAACUCAGUGGACUUGGAAGGCUUGUUUUGCCAACUUUGGGCACCAGUCGAGAGUCACAGACACAAAAAGUAUGAAGAGGACCGAAGAGAAAUUGAAGGGAUGUAUGUGCAGCUGAGCCAACUCAAGGACAUCUUGUAUCAUUGAUUUAUUUCUUCCAGGUGAAUUUGUUUUGUGUGCUCUGUCGGCUUGAUGCCUGACGUUGCUCUCCUCACCAGCUGUCUGUUAAUUGAAUCCAACAUAAUCAUGGAUGGAUGCUGCUGCAGGGCCACCAGGCACCAUGUGUUGUUGGGAUCGCCACAGCUCAAAAACACUAUAUAUAUAUAUAUAUACUGUAUAGUAUACAUCAGCUGGAAUAAUAACAUAUGCCUAUAUGCCUUCAUUUAUAGAAUACCAAAUUAAGAUCUUUAGGCAAACAGUUUAACUCAACUCACGUCAUGAAUAGCAUCGACAACCGGGGCUUGUUAACCAGAUUUGAAAGCUUAAUGGAGAUACCAGCAAAAGAGUCAGGAGGCUGCAAGGCAAAACAGUGUUCAUCUGCAGUUAGUUUGGAUCCAUGGAAGCACAUUUUCCAGGGUAAAGCCUGUCAUGUGGUGCGUGGCUCACCCGCAGGUUUUUUUAAUUAAUAUUUUAAGCCUUUAAUGACAGGACAGCUGAAGAAGUAAAAGGGUAGAGAGAGGGGGAACGACAUGCAGCAAAGGGCCGCAGGUCGGAGUCGAACCCGGACCUGCUGAGUCGAGGACUAAACCUCUAUAUACAGGCACCCGCUCACCCAACUGAGCUACCCGGGCGCCCAGGGUGCCCACUCAUUGUGCGUUGUCGUUCUCGAAAUCCCUUCGUUAGUGAAACAACAACAACAAACAUCGAGCUAGCAAGAUCCAGAAAAUGUCACGUUUUGAAGAGAAUUGUGGAUGGAGCAACAAGGCAAGCCUGCUUUGUUUAUUUGGGAAAUGAAUAUAAUGAUUUGCAAAGAACAUGUUUAUGGCAUUUCUUCUAAUGCCUAACCGGGACGUUUUGGGACCAAUUGGUGGGAUUACUGUGGACGGAGAUACACUGGUAAGAGCUAAUGAGGUUCAAGCAUGUAUCCAACUAAUUUAAAUAGCUCACGUUACUGUGUUGUGUCAACAGUUAACUUCAUUUAAUAUUGGAUGUGGAGUUUUCUUUUGCGGGGUGCAAAUGUUGCAACAAAUCGAGUUCAUUCAAGACCAUUUUUGCAGAGCCACCGCCACUACAGAGCGCCGCCCAAGAUAACUGGGAUUAGUUUAAAGAGAAGUUUAUUUUCUCCUAUUCCAGAAUGUAUCUGUGGUGUAGCCGAACCUUACUCCACAGUGCUGGGGGGACAGCUAGACUAAUCUGCGGUAACACUGAUAAAUCUAACCGGGCACAAAUAUGCACUCAGAUGUGUCAUUUAAUCACAUUUAUGUUUAAUGAAGACCAUACACAUUUGAUUUACUUUUCUACACAACGUACAUUCAACAUAUCUGUUACGUAAACAUCAGCAUGCAAAAUCUCAAUAUGGACCGGAGAAAAGUGGCCAUUUGUCAAGCACUUUAUGUUUUUGCUGAUAAUUCCUCAACUGCGAUGCGUACAAGAAAAAUAUUUUUUCUUGAAUUGUUGGUUCAAGAUUCCUUUUUUUCCCACUAUUUUUUUUUUCUUCACUCUUACAAUUUUCAGAAGAUUUCUUGGUUUUUCUGAACUUGUCAUGGGAUUACGAAGCAUUUCCCAGUAAAUCCACAGAGCCGUGCCUGCUGGCUUGUAUAGAAAUCCUAAAAUCUCAGCAGCAACUGACGUAAGAAAGGAGGUCGAGAGUGACCGGUGUUGAAUGGCAGAACUUGUAGACACUCGGUGAUGUAUUGUUGUUGUACUGUCCAACAUUUUCAAAAUGCUAUUUUGAAAAGUGACAGAAAUCUGGGUUAGAUUGCAGACACGUCCUUCUAAAUGCCGCAGUAAAUCGCCUCACAUCGAGCACACGCUACAUAGGCUUUUACAACACACACACACUCACACAAUGCUGUUAUUGAUUCUUCAUCCUGAUCCCUUCAGAUUUAGCCUCUCAGUUGAGAAAUAAACACAGAAUGCACUUAACAUAAAUGGGCUGAAGAAUGUCACUGUAAACUUACAUGUGUAAUUUUAAUGUGCUGUUCAAUGAUAUGCCAUAUCAUACCACAUAUACCUUAGGGUGUGUGUGUGUGUGUGUGUGUGUGUGUGUGUGUGUGUGUGUGUGUGUGUGUGUGUGUGUGUGUGUGUGUGUGUGUGUGGUGUGUGUGUGCGUGUGUGUGGCGUGUGUGUGCGUGCGUUCAACUGUGGUUGAAAAUUAUGUGCUGACAGAUGUGCAUAGUGCGUUAAAUUACCGCCAUUGAAUUGUGUUGCAGAAUUACUGACUAUCAAUGUAAAGUAAUAAAUUGUUUGAAAAAAAAAAAGUAUUAUGAGACACUUUUUGUGUUUCUUUCAUUGAUGUCCUUGUAAGCUGGCCAGCAUGAUACUCUCAACAGGAACUUUACUACGUUUGAACAGUUUCAUGUGCAAUAAAUGUUUAUACAUGUACUGUGUAUGAAGAGGAUGCAUGGCGUCGGAGAGUGGUGUAAUUUAUGUAAAAUAAAGAACGAAUUCUGCAUUA
Molecule: messenger RNA, 7311 nt
Organism: Etheostoma spectabile (orangethroat darter)
Lineage: Eukaryota; Metazoa; Chordata; Actinopteri; Perciformes; Percidae
Gene: fmn2b
Product: formin 2b
Biological process (GO): actin nucleation; cortical actin cytoskeleton organization
Cellular component (GO): cytoplasm; actin filament; cytoskeleton
Molecular function (GO): actin filament binding; microtubule binding
Source: RefSeq, a predicted model, not a curated record